AUGGCUGCGAAACCGCCUGUACAGGCGACCUCAACUAAUGUUGAUGACCUCAUCACGCCUUUGAAGAGCGUGCUGAACUUUAGAGACGUAGGCGCAUUCGUCAAUCGAGCUUCAGGAAAGAACCGUUUGAAGACGAGGCUGCUGUACCGGGGCGCGCGACCAGUAGACGAAGCAACAGUACGGGACAGAGAAAGGCUUGUCACCGAAUUUGGUAUCAAGGGCAUCAUCGACCUCCGAACGAAGACUGAACACAUUGAACAAGCUCAGAAGCGGGAUGCUAAGAUUAAGGCAUCUGCUGCAGUGUCUCAAUCGAACGAUAAUAUUGCGGGACCGCUAAAGAUUCCCGACGUUGUCUAUCAUGAGAUCAACUUCAAUGGCUCGGCAUUCUCCCGCAUGCUCAUCUCCAAGCUCACGUGGAUGGAGUUUUUCCGCCUAGUCGGCCUUAUGAUCUUUGGCUAUCGUCUCGAUGCAAUCAAGAUCCUUUCGCCCCACAUGGAAGAAAUGGGCCUUGUUGGGCUGGCAAAAAGCUCUGUGGACGUCUGCGCCAAGGAGGUCAAGCAGGUCUUUGAUGUGCUUGCAAACGAUCGCAACUGGCCAGUACUGAUCCACUGCACACAAGGCAAAGACCGAACCGGGCUGAUUGUUAUGCUCGUUUUGUGGCUCACGCAAAUCGACGACGAGACCAUCGAGGAAGAUUACCUGCUGUCAGAGCCUGAGCUCGCAUUAGAAAAAGAGUCCCGGCUGAAGGAGAUUGGCGCCAUCGGUCUCUCUGAGCAAUUCGCUGUCUGCCCGCCAGGCCUAGCAAAAGAGGUCCAUUCGCACAUUCAGGAGAAGUAUGGCGGUGUUGAAAAAUACCUCCUGGAGAAAGUUGGGGUUAGUCGGGACACGCUAGAGAAUGUGAGAAGGAGGAUGCUGGCUGCUGAUUCGUAG
Molecule: messenger RNA, 930 nt
Organism: Didymella exigua CBS 183.55
Lineage: Eukaryota; Fungi; Ascomycota; Dothideomycetes; Pleosporales; Didymellaceae
Exons: 4
Coding region: 1-930 (309 amino acids)
Biological process (GO): dephosphorylation
Molecular function (GO): phosphoprotein phosphatase activity
Source: RefSeq, a predicted model, not a curated record